AACUAGAUCUAUUUGUCAUUACAAUUUACAAGUGAAGUCAGUGAGUGAGGUUUAACUUUUUGAAAAUGUCGAGCAAGGUAGUAUCACAGCAGUUAAUCACUGAUCAAUUCAGCCAGCAAAGAUCAGGGCGAAGUCUUGAGAAAUCUAAAGGAAAAGGCAAGCAAAUAGUUGGAAGUCCUGCCGGGAGCCCGAGAAAAUCUGCAGAGGCACAAGUCGAAGUUGAGAGUGCAGAGGAUUUGAUUAGGAAGAAGCAUCUCCAAACACUAAGAGAAUUUGAUCUGAAUUGGAGAUAUGGGCCUUGCACCGGAAUCACUCGUUUAGAGAGGUGGGAGAGAGCAGAGAGCCAUGAUCAGAAUCCUUCACCUCAAAUCAAAGAUCUCAUCUUAGAACAUGAAGAUGAUGAGGAUUAUGUCCAAAACACCUGGUCUUCUUACCCUCUAUGAUUGGCAAGACUUGAAGCCUUGUUCACAUGUGUGACUGUGCCAAAGAUACUAUUGGCUCUUCUGUGACAUCUGUAUACUGUACCUACAAGAACUGAAAUUCCAACCGUCAUCUGAAUGCAAUGUUUACACGUAAGCCUCAUCUAAACCCUUCUGAUACUACGGUAGAGAUAUCUCAGGGCAUUAUCAUGGUAUUGGUAUUUUUUCUCUCUUUUCAGUAAAUUUAUUUGAACUCGUGGAAUCAUAUUCUGUCCAAAAUUUAAACCUGACGCUGGGUUAAAUAUUUUGUCCAAAAUCAGGUUUAGCAAAGGAACUUUAAUAGGCUGAGGGUUGAUUCUUUUAAAACAAAAAUUUAGAUCUAAAGCAAGUUUUAACUGAAUUCAUGUGGACCAUCAAUUUUGACAGGAUGGAUUUAUUAUAUUUGCUUGAGGACUAUUUCAAAGUCGUGUCGCACAAUAAUGUAUAUUAUCUACUUGAUAAUGGUAUUAUAGUUACAUGCUCAUGAAGUAUUGCAGUUUUAAGUUUUUAAUGUGAAUGAAGGCCAACUGUGGUCAAUGCUGCAUUGAAUUACAAGCCACUUGUAAUUCUAAGCUUUUCCUGAAAUACUGAGCAUUUUAAUUUUUAUCAUAUUACAGGAUAUUUGUUUAUGGUUUAGAAGAACAUUCUUAUUGAUCAAAGAAUAUCAUGUUACAGUAGAUACAGUAUCUUCCUGGAUAGUUACCAGAUUUUUAAUAUUUUUUAAAUUUCUUUUUUAGGUCUGAUAUAUUCCAAGUAUCUUUCACUUGCCCAGUUUGAAAAUAACAAAUUCUAAUAAUAAUAUAAGAAUAAUAUAAGAAUAAAAAGUGCAUGCAUCAUUGUUGUCAUAGUAUUCAAGUGCAUACAUUAGGUGUUGGUCAAAUUUGAUAACAUCU
This is a messenger RNA of Strongylocentrotus purpuratus (purple sea urchin), 1351 nucleotides long. RefSeq names its product DNA polymerase delta subunit 4. Lineage: Eukaryota; Metazoa; Echinodermata; Echinoidea; Camarodonta; Strongylocentrotidae. Gene Ontology annotation, molecular function: DNA-directed DNA polymerase activity. Gene Ontology annotation, cellular component: delta DNA polymerase complex. Bases 66 to 443 code for a protein of 125 amino acids. The transcript is spliced from 4 exons. The record is from RefSeq and is a predicted model, not a curated record. Gene Ontology annotation, biological process: DNA synthesis involved in DNA repair; DNA-templated DNA replication.